GACACGUUCCGCUUUAAUAUGAACAAUAGUUGACUUAUUAACGGGGGAAGGCUCUGCAGCCUCAACGUUUCCUCGCACGAGGAUCAGCGGCGCUCAUUAUCAUAUCCGCGGAGCUCUCCUCCCAGUCGGAGAUCUCCGCCCCAGUCGUCUUGGACUUACAGCUCGGAGCCCGGAUGCGCCGCCAUGCCGCCUCUAUCCGCGAGUGGAACCGUGUCUCCGCCAACCGGCCUGACGCUGGGCGCCUAAACGAGCGAGUUUCAGCCGGAAGAAAAGUCUCGACGAGCCCCGCUGGAGGAAGACCGAGGAGCCGUUAGACCGCUGGACGGGACCCGCGUCGGGUCAUAUCGCUCGCGCGCUCGCUCGCCCGCCGACCGUUGUGUUGAUAGCGCCUACUCGAGUGCUAAGCUAACGUUAGCUGCGAGCUCGAGCGCGAGAGAGAGAGAGAGAGUGCGCACGCGCGGUAGUGACAGUCCAGCCGGAGGCGGGGAGAGCCGAGAGAUCCAGAAAAAGAAAAAUAAUCCAUUCCAUGUCUGCAUCGGCCCUGACGACCAGUGGAGAUGUCUGUUGACGAGGACACUGUAAAAACCGGCAGUCCGCACGCCAGCGCCGCUUCAUCCCUGCAGCUCUCGGAUUGCGCCGGAGGUUACGGCGACAUAUCCGCGAUGGUGGAGGGCACGGCGGCCACCCCCGCUCUCGCGGCCGCUUGUCCGGCGUCGGGCGCCGAAGCCUCGCCGAAACGCUCCGGCGGCGCGACCGACGCGCUCGGCGGCUCGGACGGCGCCGCCACCGCCGCGAGGGGAGCCGCCGCCGCCGCGGGGAACGAGAAUAACGUCAAUCGCAGGAACAGCUUUCACCAUUCCAAACAACCGCAGCAGACGAAGCUGGCGAAGCGCCGCAACACGACGAACCCGAGCUUCAAGCACCUGACGUCCGGCAAGAGGAGGCGGAGGGCCAACUCCGAGAGCGACUCCGUGCUGCCCACCAACUUCCUCCUGGGCGGGAACAUUUUCGACCCGCUGAACCUCAACAGCCUGCUGGACGAGGAGGUCAACAGGGCGCUCAACGCCGAGACGCCCAAGUCCUCGCCGCUGCCGGCGAAGAGUCGAGACCCCGUGGAGAUCCUCAUCCCCAGAGACAUCACGGAUCCGCUGAACCUGAACAGCGGGAUCGCCGACGGCAGCUUCAUGGUGUCGCCCUUCAAGAGCGGCGGCAGGAGGAGACACCGCAACAGACACCACGGAGGAGGCGGAGGAGGAGGCGGCGGAGGAGGCGGCGGAGGAGGAGGAGGAGGCGGCGGAGGAGGAGGGAGUGGCGGCGGUGGAAGUGGGAUUUCAACCGCACAGGUAAACCUCUCAGAAUCAGGAAAAGGUGAGGUGAAAGCGAGCACCUCCACGCCACUUCCAGGUCUUUUAUCCUCGUGCUCUGCACUCGAUGUCUCCAAAGAGUCCGGCGGCGUCUCCGGCGUCGCGGAGGAUUCCCGCGAGCGCCCGGCCGACUGCAAGGAGGAGACGGCGUCCGCGUCUCUCGAGGAGUCCGCUUCCUCCGCGUCGGGGGCGGCGGCCAACCAGCACGCGGGCCGACGCAGGCGAAGGCGCAACUCUGGUAAAACGGAGACGCCCGCGAGCCACUCCACGCCCGUCGGGAAGACGCCGGGAUGCGGAUUCUCUCAGCCCUUCCGCACGCCGAGGAGCGGUCAGAAGAGCGUCCCGGGAGGUCGCCAGCAGCCCCUCAACAAGGCGAAGGAGCAGCAGAAGAAGAAGUUUCAGUACGGCAACUACAACAAGUAUUACGGCUACCGCAACCCGGGCGCCAGCGAGGACGCGCGGGUCCGCCUGCUUCGCCCGGAGUGGUUCGAGGGGAAAGACGUCCUGGAUCUGGGGUGCAACUCGGGCCACCUGACGCUCUACAUCGCCAAGACGCUCCGACCGGCCCGCAUCCUGGGCCUGGACAUCGACGGCGGGCUGGUCCACGCGGCCCGGAAGAACAUCCGGCACUACCUGUCCGAGGUGCAGACCCAGAAGGCCCGGCACCUGCAGCGGGAGAAGAAGAGCGGCGGGCGGGGCGAGGGGAACGGCGGCGAGGAAAACGGGAAAACGGCGGAGAGAGGAGGAGGAGGAGGAAGCGGUUCUGCAGAGGCCGGAAAUGACAACGGCGGCGAGGCGGAGGAAGCGGAGCGGGCGGACGGCGAGGAGACUCACGCCGGGAGCUGCUCCUUCCCCGUGUCCCUGCGGAUCUCCAGGGGCCCCAUCGCCGCGCCGCCGCUGACGGAGGCGUCCACGCCGCGGCCCGGAGAGUUCCCCUCUAACGUGUCCUUCGUCAAGGCCAAUUACGUCCUGGAGAACGAUAAUCUUCUGGUGACCCAGCGGCCGGAGUAUGACGUCAUCAUGUGCCUGAGCGUCACCAAGUGGGUCCACCUGAACUGGGGCGACUGCGGCCUCAAGCGGCUCUUCAAGAGGGUCUACAGCCACCUCCGCCCCGGGGGCAUCUUCAUCCUGGAGCCGCAGCCCUGGGACUCCUACGUGAGGAGGAAGAAGCUCACGGAUGAAAUCGGAAAGAAUUUUCACGACAUCCGCCUCAAACCAGACCAGUUUUCAUGGUACCUCACCACGGAGGUGGGCUUCACCAGCGCCGAGUUCCUCGGGGCCCCCAAGUGUUCAAUUCGAGGUUUUCAGAGGCCAAUCUACUUGUUUCACAAAUGACGGCUCCUGCCUUGAAGAUCACGGAAUGUGAGUAGCCCACGGCGCCACACACAUGCAUACGAGCCAGCCCCCCCCCCCCCCACCGGACUGCAACGAGUCAUCCGGACUCCUCCGCCGUUGCUCCUCCAGCUUUUCAGACGCUGAGGAUGACAUUUCGAGAGAAAAAAAAGGAGAAUGGGACCAAAAAAGUGGAGUUUAAUUUUUCUAAACGACGAAGAGGCGCCUGUUUAAAAACCUCUCAAACCGUACGGACUGAACUGGGGCGAGACUCCGCCCGGUCGAACCCGGAGCCGGACGACCGGAAGACGUGCCCAUCCCAUCAUUUCCUCGGACUAGCCGCUUGCUAACGGCGCUUCUUUUUUUUCUUCUGCCGCGUGCGUUUGCACACACAAAAAUCGCGAUAUAUCUUUUUACUUUAAUAACUUUGUUCCGUGCCACCGCCACAUCACAAUAUACGUUAUAUCCACAUGAGGGUCGGGGGGGCGAUGGGGCGGACGUUUUUUCCCCCCCAACUGUCCAGCGUCACCGCUUCCUCCGGCGGUGACGGUGUUUUUGCUCCGUUAGCUCCACGCGGUCAAACCGCGCGGCGCCCUCCAACAACCGGAGCCACGCUAGAGCGUGCGUCGCGUGGCUCUCGCCAUCCCAACGACAGUAGACGCCGUGUACGCGAGCUCUCCGUGGUUAAAUAUCUGCAUCAUGUCUGAAGCCUUGAAUCCCGUUGUAUGGAUUCACAGUUUGGGGAAUUUUUUAACGGUCAAACAAAUUCCACCGGGCACAAAGAUUCGGCCCGUUGCUCGUCGCCGAUGUGUUCGUCUCAUCUUCCGACCCUGAUGUACGUUUUGUUUUUGCCGUUAUUUUUUUUUUGUUGCAAAAUAGGCCUCUGAGCUGAAUUCCCUUAAAGCCGUCUCCGUUGUAAAGUCCACAUUCUGAUGAAAAACGUCCUAAAUCGCACAAACCCGAGACGCUGCUCGGCGGCUCAACGCGAGCGCUGAAGACGGGGAGAACGCUGCGCUCCAAACAGCCCGAAACGUCUCGUGACAAAGCGCACGGAUACCAAACGCGUUAUCAAAGUUAUCAAAUAUUACAAUCUGUUGUUAUCGCCUCGUACAGCUGCAACGAAAUAAUGACGUUUUAGCAGGAAGAUAUACUUUUAGUUGUGCCUCUAAAAAGCUGACAUCGGCUAAAUAAAAGUUCAAAAUCACAGCGAUGCGUUAUUCCAUGAUGUCGUUUUUUCGGCUGUUUUGAGUGUAAACUUGAGUUUUCGAAAGCAGCAAAUCACUCCCGGGUCCUCGAGGCUCGAGGUAAAUCGGCCCAACGUCUCUUUUGCAAAAGUGAAUCUGUCGCAUGCAGUGAUUUACGUAGUUCUUUUAAUAACAGUAAAGCCAUAGCCCGACCUUCACAUGUCAUUCACAACGUCAACAACAACCCGAGAGCGUAAUUAAAUGUAAAAUAUAAGAUGGGAGAACUGCGACGGGGUCACGAGGUCGUCCCUCGUGGACCAACAUCCAAACGGCAUCGGAAUCACUUUCUAACGUUUUUUUUUUUUUUUGUAUAUCCAUACGAUCUUUAUCAAAAUGUAAAAAUAUCAACACGCUGUUUGUCGUGAAGCGUCGCCAAAAUAUUUUCUGGGUCUUCUGCUUCUUGGAUCCGACCAAACAUCCUCCUUUUUAUUGAGAGCGGCUCCAUCGCAGCGUUUCGGAGAUGUUUCUAUUUUAGUAAGUGAUCGAUGUAAAUAUGUUGGCAAAGAUUUGUUUUAAUGUCGUCGAUAUUAACUUCAUAACUGCUUUUUGUUCUUUUCCAGUGGAUGUUGUUGUUUGUUUUUCUUCUUCUUUUUUUUUUUAAUGUUCGCUGCCAAUUUGUGAGUUAGUGAGUUUUUGUAGUAGACGGCCCGCCGACCCGAGCUCGGUCACCACGCGCGGGAAAUGUACAUUGCAAAGUUCUGCCGUGUUUUGCUUCGUUCUGUCCUGGCAGGCACACGGAUUGUUAGAUUGGCUCUUUAUUUUUUUAUAAACAGUUUGAAAGGAG
This is a messenger RNA of Pseudoliparis swirei, 4724 nucleotides long. RefSeq names its product methylphosphate capping enzyme a (gene mepcea). NCBI's taxonomy places the organism in Eukaryota, Metazoa, Chordata, Actinopteri, Perciformes, Liparidae. The coding region runs from base 558 to 2699 and encodes 713 amino acids. The transcript is spliced from 5 exons. The record is from RefSeq and is a predicted model, not a curated record. Gene Ontology annotation, molecular function: RNA methyltransferase activity; O-methyltransferase activity; snRNA binding. Gene Ontology annotation, biological process: snRNA modification.